AUGGAGAGAGGUCGUGAAAAGGAGACAGGGUCACCCGAGAAGGCUUGGGCCAUGAUCUCCACACAAAGUUCCCGGAUGGAGAAUAACUCUGAGAGAAAGCUGCGUGAGAACACAGUUUCGGCUUUAAUCUUCACGUUAAGUCAGUUAACGAAUGAAUUCCGUACACGCCAGUCAAAGUAUUUGAAGGACAUAAAGAAUCGAACGAGCAAUGUAGACAACUUCCUGGUCACCACGGGGCAGUCCGAUGAAAUGUUGCCAUGGGUGAACUUGUUCUGGUGGUUAAUUCAUCCAUUCGAGAACUUGAAUACACUCUUCAAGGAUUUGUCAACAAUGGUCGUAGACCAGGGCACUAUUCUUGACCGGAUCGACUAUAAUGUGGAACAGGCGUCGAUUCGUGUUUCUCGUGCAGUAGACAGCGUGAAGAAAGCCGAGAAACAUCAACGUAACGACAAGAAAAUGCAUUGUAUAUUCUGUCAAACGGUAGCCAUUAUUGUAAUCCUUCUGCUGAUUAUUUUCACAAAACUCUGA
Cooperia oncophora is the source of this 528-nucleotide messenger RNA. Lineage: Eukaryota; Metazoa; Nematoda; Chromadorea; Rhabditida; Trichostrongylidae. The record is from the annotation of a GenBank genome assembly.